Messenger RNA from Caenorhabditis sp. 36 PRJEB53466, 2739 nucleotides. The record is from the annotation of a GenBank genome assembly. Lineage: Eukaryota; Metazoa; Nematoda; Chromadorea; Rhabditida; Rhabditidae.
AUGUCGAGUGGCCGUGAUUCGGCCGUCUUGCUCCUCAAUUUACUCGUCGUACUCGUUUUCUCAUCAGGUAUAUUUCAUAGAGUUUAACAGCUGGGGUACGGUAGGCUUGCGUGUGCUCCAAUACUGAUAAAGCACAAAGUUCUCGGGUACUAAAUGUUGUUUUUUUGCUUACGAGAAAAGUAGCGUUUUUCUGGAGAAGGUAGGACGUCUUGUCACAAAUUUGAUGUAAAUUUAUGUAAUGACAAGGGGAAAGUGAUCAAAUAUGUGCUAGGGCUAUGUAAAAUACCACGGACGAGUAAUCUGAAAGCCGAAGGGCUCAACUAGUUUGUUCUAAUUGGAACGAAACGCAACAGUCGUGACCAUACCAUAGUUCGCAUGCAACAAAGUGAGAAAUUGUGCUCUCUUCUGCUCACAACUCAUUUGACCCCAAAAGCGUUCAUUUUCAUCAAGUUUCCAAGAAAGCGAAUUGUGUAGUUUGAGUCCCACGUCAUUCUAGUUUGCCCUCACUCUUCCAUCUUUGUGCUCAGUUUAUUGGGCUCCAGGUGAUGCGUACAUGUUUAUCCGUGAGUGGCUUUCUCGACAAAGUCCAUCAAGCCCUUAUUCAUACUCUCCCUUUCCUCCAUCUUCAUCCUCACACAUAUCUCUUCUUGUGGGAUACUCUUUUUAUCGCCGAUUAUUAUGCAUUCAUGGUUGGUUGACCAAGAGAGAAAGAAAAAAGAAAAAUAGGGUUCAGGUAUCAUUUUUUGGCCUCAAUGACCUAGGAUUUGAGCCAAAGUUCAGUCAUGCAGACGGUAAUGAGGAAGUUGAAAGAUUCGAAACAUCGAAACGAAACAGACGACUUUUCAGACCAAUAUGAAAUCGCGAACAAGAUUUUGGCAAAGUACAACAACGGGUUGAUUCCGACUUCGACGAGUAAACAGCCGAUUCAGGUGUACUUCUCGAUGGAACUGUACCAGAUUAUUUCAGUGGUAGGUAAUGCGAAAGUGAUCAAUUGGAGCGAGAUACCUAAAAGUGGGGUUUUCAGAAUGAACCACAGCAAUAUCUGAUGUUGAAUGCAUGGAUAGUUGAGGUAAGGCCCUGUCUCCUGUUCCCGGUCCCUUUUAAGAAACAAUACUCGCUUCCAGCGCUGGACAGAUCAUCUUCUCGGUUGGGAUCCUGCGAAAUUCGGGAACGUAACCGAAAUAAUGCUUCCACACCACAACAUCUGGCUGCCCGAUACCACCCUCUACAACUCGUUCGUCCACUUUCUCGACCCAUUUCCCUCUCACUUUUUUCCAGGCUCGUAAUGAAAGAUGACGAGAACCGACGCCUGCUGCAUGCAAAAGUGACCACAUUAGGCGAAGGGAACGGAGCAUUCAUUGAGCUCUUGUACCCGACCAUCUACAAGUUGUCUUGCCUUCUCAACCUGAGAUUCUUCCCGUUUGAUGUGCAGGUAACCGAGAGAAAAGAAGCUGGGCGGGAAACAAGUGCGAUUUCAGUCCUGCCGUCUUCUCUUCGGCAGUUGGACCUUUGAUAACACCAAAAUAGACUAUUUCGCCUUCAACGAAACGCUCUCGAUCGGCACGACGAAUUGCAUUGAAAACGAAGGAUGGAAUGUGCUGUCGACGAGUGGUGAGUGGUCUUCCGAGUGGUCCAAAGUUCGAGAAAAGUAUAAACAUUUCGUGCGAACUCUGAUUCUUUUGUCGUUGGCCGGCCGGGUCAAUUGCGCAGUGAUCUGUAACAUUUCAGUUGUCCGUCAUGAGAAUAAGUACGAUUGCUGUCCGAAUAAUUACACCCUUCUCGAGUUCCGGCUCACAAUCCAACGAAAGCCACUCUACUACAUCAUCAACCUGAUCAUUCCCACCUCGAUUAUCACUUUCAUAUCAAUCAUCGGUUUCUUCAGGUUGCUCUUUGGUAGUUGUCAUUAGAGCGUAGUUCCCAUUUUCAGCACUUCCUCCAUAAAUGAGCCGAGAGAGGAGAAGAUCACUUUGGGCAUCACGACCCUUCUUUCCAUGUCCAUUCUGAUCUUCAUGGUCUCUGACAAGAUGCCCUCCACUUCGUCGUUAUUCCGCUCAUCGGUCUCUUCUACACCUCGAUGAUCCUUCUCAUUUCCUUCUCAACCAUCUGCUCUUCUGUCGUCAUUUACGUGCAGAAGCAGGGGAACAUUGGAAAUCCUCCGUCGAAGAAUCUGAUGAACAUUGCGCGUGCCGCCAAUCGAUUCAUUCGGAUGGAGAUGCCGUUGAUCAUGAAGCAAGCGUACGCGCAGAAGGCUCGCGAGGAGAAGUUGAGAAGACAGCAGAUCGGGAGGAAGCAGAGUUUGUGGACGAGGGUCUACAAGUUGGCGAGGGAGCAGGCACUGAGAAAGGUAAGUGGAGGAGCGAGGAAUAGAGAAAUCAAUGCGCCCAUCAGGACGUUCAGACUUCUCAAAACUCUUCCAAGUUCAACGAUAUUCUGACGCCAGAGAAACUGAUUGACAACGGAGGGAAAAGGUGCACGAUCAACAAGGACGUCACGUGCAUCAGUGAGAAAGAGCGGAAUUGUUGGAGAGGAGAGCAGAUGUUUGCAGGUGACUCUGGAAUCGUGGCCAUGGUCGGAGGAGUUGCGACGUUGGCAUCGGAGGACGACGAUCAGGACGUGUCCCUUCUCGAGCUGGAGACGACGCCGACGCCGGCGAUGCAGAGGCCGACGAGGCUACACAAGGCCUCCACUUGCGGCAGUUUCGACAGCAUGCUGCAUGCUGUACAGACAGAUCGAAGGUAG